Sphaeramia orbicularis (orbiculate cardinalfish) is the source of this 1595-nucleotide messenger RNA. Its product is annotated as V-set and immunoglobulin domain-containing protein 1-like. The coding region runs from base 221 to 1147 and encodes 308 amino acids. Gene Ontology annotation, biological process: maintenance of gastrointestinal epithelium; epithelial cell morphogenesis. NCBI's taxonomy places the organism in Eukaryota, Metazoa, Chordata, Actinopteri, Kurtiformes, Apogonidae. The record is from RefSeq and is a predicted model, not a curated record. The transcript is spliced from 7 exons. Gene Ontology annotation, cellular component: plasma membrane.
GAAAAAAAACAUCACACACCCAGUCUGGUAAACAUAGAUAUGCAAACUCUAUGUUAUCAACAUGUACAGUAUCGGCCAAUCCGAUACCAACCUUACUCCAACCUUACCUAUGAUACAGGAACAUUUUUCUGUUGCUAAAGACAGAGAGUAGUGCUGACAGUGGACAGAUCAGUUCUUACUUUGUUUAGGAUCUGUAAGUGCACACACAGACUUUGUGAAGAUGAGCCCAAUGCUGUGUCUGACAGUGCUUUUAAGCCUGAUGGGAUGUGUUGAAUUAAUCACAGUCAAGACGCCGCAAAAACAGGUCAAUGUCACAACGGGUGGAACUGUCCUACUCCAGUGUACCUUUGUUACUACCCAAGAGACCACCAGCCUUAACAUCCAGUGGGAAUUUGUUUCAUCAGCUGAUAUGAAAACACAACAGGUCUAUUACUAUCAGGCUGGAAAAGAUGUCAUUUCGACAGCUUUCGAAGGAAGGCUUACACCUCCGUCUGCUCCUGCUACAUCCAGGAAUGCCUCAAUAUUAAUCAGCAACAUGAAACCAUCUGAUGCUGGAGUCUACACCUGUGAUGUUCACAACUUUCCUGAUGUGGAAGGACAGUCUCAAGUCAACAUCAUUGUGAAUGUUCUUGAGAGGCCUUCUGUUCCUUACUGCUCCGUCCACGGUGAUGUGGAAUCAGGACACUUGGUCACACUGACCUGCCACAGCGAGCAUGGGAGCCCAAAGCCAAAAUACACCUGGAUCCGACUGGAUGAGACCAAGGCGAGGAGGCCUGUGAUGGGAAGGACAACUGAAAGUGGAAUCCUGGAAAUCAGAAACAUAUCUGAGUUUCAGUUCGGGGAGUACCAGUGCAAUGCUUCCAACGUUGUGGGAUUUUCCAUUUGCACUGUGGAAUUAAGCCCUGACGUAGGAGAUGGGGUGGUUGCCGGUGCAGUGAUUGGUGCUCUGCUCGGAUGUGUCCUGAUCAUCCUGGUCGUGUGGUUCAUCGCUCACACAGUGAAGAGAAAGAAAUACAAAGCGGUCAAUGUGUCAGAGGCCAACGAGAUGAAGAGGAGCACUCCACACGCCCAGGCAGCCCCUGAGGUUCCCACGACAACCACAGCUGACAGUAACCUGCAUGCUGAUGAAGAGGAACAUCAAGCCUAAAAGAGGGUCUGGAAACACCUGGAUGGUCACUAAGAAGUGUGUAUCAUUCUGAAAUUGAAUCAAAUAGGCUGUUGUUUAUAUAUAAGUUUGUAUUUGCUUGCAAACCAUGAAUUCUUCGACAGCACAAUUUUCAUCACCUUCAGCAUUUGUUCAUUGUUUUUUACUAAACUUUUCAUUUUUAUGGAUCCAGGGUGUUGUUCCUUACAGUUUACUGCUAGUGUGACAUUUUAACCAUAUAAAUCACUCAUCCAUUCAGGUAUUAAUUAGAACCCAUGUUUGCUUUGUAAACCUUUGGUAAUAAACUGUAGAUGAUGUCUGCCUGUACUAUGUAACAACACAGAAGCAAUUAAGAUUCAAUAAAAAAUAUUAUCUCCUGAGUUGUAUUUGCCAUGUAGUGUGACGGUAAAUGUAAUUAAAGUGGAGGUAGACAGUGUGUGUACUUUAGAUG